CUUCUACCUGUGAAAUUUCGAAACUUUCGAUCUCUCUCUCCCUCUCUCUUUCUCUGUUAGACUCAAUUCCUAGCGAUCCCAAUGGCGCCCAAGGCCGAGAAGAAGCCCGCCGAGAAGAAGCCGGCCUCCGAGAAGCCGGCGGAGGAGAAGAAGUCCGCCGCCGUCGCCGAGAAGGGCCCGGCGGAGAAGAAGCCCAAGGCCGGCAAGAAGCUCCCCAAGGAAGGCGGUGGCGGCGCCGCCGACAAGAAGAAGAAGCGGGCGAAGAAGAGCGUGGAGACGUACAAGAUCUACAUCUUCAAGGUGCUGAAGCAGGUCCACCCGGACAUCGGGAUCUCCAGCAAGGCCAUGGGCAUCAUGAACAGCUUCAUCAACGACAUCUUCGAGAAGCUUGCCCAGGAGUCCUCCCGCCUCGCCAGGUACAACAAGAAGCCCACCAUCACCUCCCGGGAGAUCCAGACCGCCGUCCGCCUCGUCCUCCCCGGCGAGCUUGCCAAGCACGCCGUCUCCGAGGGCACCAAGGCCGUGACCAAGUUCACCAGCUCCUAGAGGGUCUGUAAUGAUGCUUGGUUUCUUGCAGAUAACGAGGAAAUAGGCUAAUUUUUGGGGCUAUGUUGUCUUUUGAUAAGUGUCAAUGGUUCUGGGGGUUUUAGUGGUAGUGGGUCACUGACUCGUGGGAUGUAAAGAUGCGACUUCAUUGAAGCAACGAUCGGUUUUACUUUUGAAUGAA
Syzygium oleosum is the source of this 727-nucleotide messenger RNA. Its product is annotated as histone H2B. Gene Ontology annotation, cellular component: nucleosome. NCBI's taxonomy places the organism in Eukaryota, Viridiplantae, Streptophyta, Magnoliopsida, Myrtales, Myrtaceae. The record is from RefSeq and is a predicted model, not a curated record. Gene Ontology annotation, molecular function: DNA binding; structural constituent of chromatin; protein heterodimerization activity. Gene Ontology annotation, biological process: nucleosome assembly. The transcript has a single exon. The coding region runs from base 82 to 546 and encodes 154 amino acids.